Molecule: messenger RNA, 4363 nt
Organism: Fusarium odoratissimum NRRL 54006
Lineage: Eukaryota; Fungi; Ascomycota; Sordariomycetes; Hypocreales; Nectriaceae
Exons: 1
Coding region: 98-4234 (1378 amino acids)
Molecular function (GO): protein binding
Source: RefSeq, a predicted model, not a curated record
GAAAGAUCAAAUAUUGCAGCAAUCACCCAUUUUCUGGAUUCAACAGCGAAAAAGACUAUCUCAUUUUUAAGUACCCCUAGGAGUUUGGUAAUCUAAAAUGCAGGAACUUUCUAGCAGAAUCGCGGAAGCCCAAGCACGUCUCAAGGCGCUUGCUGAUGACCAUGCGGACCGUGCUUCACAACUAUAUUAUCUUGCAACUCUACUGAAUGAUCGUUACUCCGUCACUGAGGUGACGGAUGAUCAAAACAACGCUAUUGACAUGGUCAAGCAAGCUAUCCAAGCUCCUUCUCAUCAGCACCCUGACAGGCCAGAAUGGCUGAGCUUUCUUGGAACCCUUUUGAGCGAGAGAUAUACGCGUACAGAAGGAAUGAAGACCCUAGAGGAGGCGAUCGUUGUUUCAAAACAGGCUGUUCAUGAGACUCCCGACCAUGAUCCCAAGCAUUCAGAGCGAUUAUACAAUCUUGCUCUUUUAUUAAACGACCGGUUUGCAGUUACAGAAGAACUGGCAGAUCUAGACGAGGCUAUUGCCAACACUAGGCAAUCGAUGGAUUCUCCUAGCAAGAAUCAUCCGGACCGAAUGGAGUGGCUGAGUAACCUUGGAGCCUUUCUCUAUCAUCGAUUUUUGCUUACGGAGUCGAGGCCUGACCUGGAUGAAGCCAUCGAUCUUGCUCAGGAAGUUGUGGAUAUGCUUCCAAACUCAGACCCCGAUCGAUCAACCCUCUUGCAAAACCUUGCUCUCAGACUCGACAGGCGAUUCUCAGUUACAGCAGACAAAACAGACUUGGGUUUUGCAAUUCAGAGUAUCCGGGAAGCCAUCUAUUUGACACUCAGCGAUGAUCCCAACCUCGUCGAAUACUCAUACCAGUUAGCAAACCUUCUAGGGAAAAGAUUCUCAAACACCCGGGAGAUCCCAGACCUAGAUGUUGCUAUCACUAGCACAAAGAAGGCUCUGGAGAUAACCACAAGUUCAAAUCCCAUCAUGGCAGAAAUAUUGGAGACUCUUGCUUCGCUAUUAGCAACCCGAUACUCUAUUCUAGGAGAGAAAAAUGAUAUAGACGAAGCUAUCAAAUUUGCGAAACAAGCACUUCAAGAGGUCUCAACCCAUGUUUCUGAUGGAGAGUUUGAUAUAGCUUCAAUGCUCAAUGCCCUCGGUAUAUAUCUGGGCGAUCGAUUCUUACAACAAGGUAUAUUACCAGAUCUGGAUGAGGCUAUUGCAGCUGCGAAAGAAGCUAGCGAAAUGGCCUCUUGUAUUCACCCCGACCAUCUACAAUAUUUGGACACUCUCAGUGUGCAUUUAGGGAAUCGAUUUUCUCAUGUUGGGACCUUUGAAGACUUGGAAGAAGCCAUCGAAGUUAGUCGGGAAGCGAUCAAGACAACAUCAUAUGGCCAUCCUGAACAUGCCACAAGAUUGAACAACCUUUGCGUUCUGCUUGGCGACCGAUACGCUGCUCUUGGAGACGCGACGGAUUUAGAAGCGGCGGUCCAGGUAAUCCGAAUGGCCAUCCUAAUCACUUCCGAUGGUAGUCCAGACUUGGCGGUCCUUUUGAACUCUCUCAGUGUUCGACUCGGUGAUAGGUAUUCAGCUCGGGGAAGCGUAGCCGAUUUGGAAGAGUCUGUCAUAGUCGCCAAGCGAGCAAUAAAGACGACCCCUGUUAGCCACCCCAACAGAGCCAAGUUCCUGAAAAACCUCAGUCUUCAAUUGGGAAGGCGGUUUGCAACCAUUGGAGACAUGACGGACUUAGAUGAGUCUAUUCAAGUCGCCAGAGAGGCCGUUGAACUCACACCUGAAGACCGUCCGGAACGGCCAAUAUUACUGCAUAAUCUUGCUUUGCAGCUCGGUACACAAUUCUCCCGUACAGGCGCCACCGGAAUCUUGGAGGAAGCCAUAAACCUUGCUAGGAAAGUUGUCGAUAUAACUUCCGACAGCCACCCCGAUAGCGCAGCACAUUUGAAUACCCUCGCAGUGAUCGUUUGCACUCGAUACCAGCAGUUUGGAGCGAUAGCAGAUCUUCAUGAAGCUAUCAAUGCUUCGAGAGAUUCUGUGAACGCGACAUCUGACGGUAAUGCCAAUCGGUCCUUACGGCUGAACAACUUCAGUGCUCAUCUUUACUAUCGUUUUAGUCGAUCGUCCGACUUGGCGACGGGAUUAACUGACCUUGAUAAGGCCAUUGAUACUGCAAGAAAAGCCAUAAAAGCAUGCCUCGAUGGCCAUUCUGAGCGACCCAACCUGCUCAGCAAUCUUGCUGUCCAACUUACAAGCCGUUUCUUGAAGACAGGGGACAUGAAAGAUCUAAAAGAAUCCAUUGACUUGGGUGGGGAAGCUGUCAAGAUGGCCGACAUGGGUCACUCUGAGCGAGCGGCAUGGUUGUUUAACCUCAGCCGUUCUCUAGACCAUUGGUAUAUGAGCACGCAUAAGAUAGAAGACUUGGAGAAGGCCACAACGGCUGCCAGAGAAGCGGUAGAGGCCACCUCCGUUGACUAUCCCGGCAGAGCAGGGUUAUUGAAUAACCUAGGACACCAGCUGAACUCUCGAUUCAUACGCAAAGAUUUGAAAGAGGACAAGAUAGAGUCUCAGCGCUGUUAUGAAGAGGCCUUGGUGUCAACAGUGUCUCUUCCUACCUAUAGAAUCUUUGCAGGUCGCUACCUCCUCUCGACUCCAGAAAUCCUUCAGUACGGUCAAAGAGCGUAUCAGAUCGCAAAAACUACUAUUGACUUGAUUCCGUUGUCAGCACCGAACUCAUUAGCCUCGGUUGACAAGAAGGUUAUUCUUUCUCAAACUGCUGGUCUUGCCUCUGAUGCUGCUGCAGUGGCCUUGCACACAGGUCAAGGAGCCUCAGCUGCCAUUCAACUUCUCGAGUCAGGACGCGGUCUGCUAGCUGGCGCACUUCGUGACCUUCGCACCGAUCUAUCCUCCAUUCAGGACAAACGUCCUGAUCUAGUUCAGUCGUUUCACGAUCUUCGUCGUAUACUCGACUCCCCAACGCAGACGAAUGUCAUGAUGACUGCCGAUGCCGCCUCUGGUUCUUUCGGAGUUGACCGAAGGCACUGGGCGAAUAGUGAGAUGGCCACUCUCUUGAGCGAGAUUCGGACCAUCCCCGGUCAUGAACGCUUCCUGCUACCGGCUACCGACACCGAGAUGCGUUUGGCGGCUGAGCAAGGCCCUAUUGUCAUGGUUAAUGUGAGCUCUCACAGAUGCGAUGCCCUUCUUGUUGAGUUAAGUAGUACCCGAGCUUUAUCCCUCACAGCCCUGUCCGAGGACGAAAUUUCUAGACGAGCGCAGAGUCUCCAAUCUCUUGAAACAUUAGAGUGGCUCUGGGACGUUGUGGUCGAACCGGUUCUCAAAGCUCUUGGUCUCAAUCGGCCCUCACCAGAAGAUCCCUUGCCACGCAUAUGGUGGAUUCCUACAGGGGCGCUGAGCAAAUUUCCUUUCCACGCAGCUGGUUAUCACCUUGAAUCUAGCGGCAGGACGACACUCGAUAAGGUGAUGUCGUCCUACAGUUCAUCCAUCAAAGCUAUCAUCGACACCCGCCAGGAACGCAAUAAGACUAUAGAUGUCGAUUCUGAUAGCGAUGUCGUACUUUUGGCGAUGAAUGAGACCAAAGGGCAAAGCCGUUUGAAAUAUGCAGAUGCCGAAGUUCGGGCUGUGAAGUCAAUGUUCGAUUUGGUGGGACUACCAGUUAAACAUCCGCAGCCACGGAAGGCUGAGACUUUGGCGGCCCUCCAGAAAUGCCGUGUGUUUCACUUUGCAGGUCACGGCAGCACGAAAUCAGACCCCUUGAACAGUUUAAUCUACCUUGAAGACUGGCAAGAUCAACCGCUGACAGUAGAGAGUCUGCUUGAGACCAAUCUCCGCUCCGGCGCACCCUUCCUCGCCUACCUCUCCGCCUGCAAGACGGGUGAAAGCUUGGAUGAGAAGCUAGCCGACGAGAGUCUUCAUCUCACAAGCGCAUUCCAGCUGACCGGCUUCCGACAUGUCAUUGGAACGUUGUGGGAGGUGGACGAUGCUUUGUGCGUUGACAUGGCGCAGAUGACAUACAAGGUUCUGGGGGAGAGUGGAUUUCAUGAUGGAUCCGUCAGCCAAGCACUCCAUCGAGCUACUUGUAUACUCAGGGAUAAAUGGCUGGCUGAAGAAAGGACGAGAGUUAGGAGCAGAAGUGAGCGGGAUAUCAUCUCGUGUGACGACGAGACACGUAAAACUCCGCUCUGGGUGCCGUAUAUACACUAUGGAGUCUAAGUAGAUCUUCGUGGCGCAAGAUAGAAUCUGAAGUGUAUACUUUUUCCCUGCAUCUGAACUCCUAAGAGUUGACCCGUACAGUUAAUCGUCGACGUUGCAAUUUUCAAUGCUUAUAUUCUUGUUCCUGGU